CACCAUAAGUGCAUAUUUUUGUCUGUGAAUGUCGUGCAUUUUCAGCAUCCGCUCUCUUGUCGCAAUUAGUACAUUUUAAAUUCUUGUCUUUCAUUUGAUAAGCAGACUGUUCAAGAAUAACGAUAACUUACCUCAAAGAUGUUUAACAUACAUUUUAACUACUGGGAAGUGGGAAAUUUGAGGUUUCUUUGACGUCGAAGAUCAUGGGGUUGAAUAUUUUCAUGAACACAAAUAUAAAAUACGUCAUCGCAGUGUUACUUCCCUUCUUAUUAUUGGCCAAGACAACUUUUAUAGAUCUUGGUGAUAGUUGCCGCCCAGAUAAUACACCCGAAACAAGACCGUUAAUGAAUUUUACUGCUAGUCCCUACCCAAUUUUGAUCAACGCAAGCAAAGUUCACUUGAAUUGUUCUACAAAAGCCGUUCAAAAACAGGGAGAACAAGACAAAACAUACAUAUACAAAAUUCUAUUUUACCGCGAUGGUUACAGACCAAUCCACGCUUGUAGGUAUGAAUCGUGGCGUAAAAAAAUAUGGGCGACUUGUGAUGUGCACGUAUCUGUUCUCGAAGAAUUCCCUUCAUUCAGAUGUAAAAUUGUAACCAGAUUUGAUUACUGCAAUGAAGCGAAGAUUAUUUUUGACGUCAAACCUCCUGUUGCUCCAAAAUUACAUUGCUAGUAGCCAAUUAUGUGGAUAGAAAAAAAAUAGAAGUUACUUGCAAGACAUCUGGAUUGCCUGCACCUAACGUUUCGUGGUUUAUAAACGCUACUCGCGUGUUGUCUAACUCCAGUACUGUGGACCAAAAUACUAACGAAAAUGGGAGUCUUGGAAUAAAGGCUAUUUAUCCACAUGUGAACAUUAACACAACAAACGAUGUAUUUCAAAACAACAGCGAUACAUACAGCGUUACAUCGAAAAUUGUUGUCUCGAAUAACGAACUAGGUCUUCACGUCAAAUGUGUUUCUCAAAAUCUCCCGGGAAAAACACUCAGUCAAAAUGUCUAUUUCUACUACAUGGGCAUCCAAGCAAUGAAUAUAAACCUUGUGACUAUGAAGGUUGAUUGGUCUGUACAUCCAGACCUUUUAUAUCUCCCCAUUUCAUCGUAUAAUGUUUCUAUAACAUGUGGCGAUAAAUUCUCUAAAGCAUUUAUGGAUUUAAGACAGACCAGUGUUAGCAUCAGCUAUCCCACGCCGUUCAGGACUAUCCUCACUUGCAUUGUUGACGUUCGUGGGGUUUCUUCAAAUAAAAGCGAUUUACUUGUGGGAACUUCUAGUUUUACGACACUAGAUCAAAAUCCUGCCCCCAGAAACGUAUCACUGUUGAACAUUAGUGAUUCAUCGGCCAUUGUUCGAUGGACUGCUAUAAGAAAAUCGGAAUGGAGGUACGAUCGCCUUGCUGGUUACCGAAUAAACCUCGCUAACAGAAGUGUUCGGUUAAAUUACACAAUACCCAAUGAUGUUUUGAAGUUUUCUUUGACAAAUCUGUCGCACUCAACUAACUACGAAGUUUCAGUAACGGGAGUUGGCAAGAAUUUUGAAGGAAAAUCAAGCGGCUGGAUGAAGUUCAAAACAACUGCUCCGUUAGAACUAAAGACUCAAGACUACAUUAACACAAAGAUUCCGCUAACUGUUCAGAGAAAGAACAACUUAACAUUGACAAUUAUCGUCUCACUUGUGUGCUUAACGGCUGUGGUGAUUUUACUUCUGAUAUUAAUUCAAUGGUUUCGAAAUGACAAAUAUUGCUUUGCUGGUUUUUGAAGAAGACUACAUCUAAUGAGAUUGGUCGUUUUUGCACAUUUAAACUAUUUUAAACUUUAUUAAAUUUUUUUCCUUUACUUAUCUAGUGCUAAAUUUUAUCAAUUUUAGAUUUCUGAGCAUUUUAUACUUUUCAAUGUUUGUAACUUGUGCAGUGAAAUCUCAUCGUUCUAAAAUUUAAUAACAACAUUUCCUGAUGAAACUUUUCGAAAGAUCUCGGUCCAUUUACCUAAAUUUUAUUACUACGUUACUACAACUAAUUGUAACAUAAAUUUUUCAUUAUAUUUAUGUGAAAUUAUAUAUAUUUUAUAUAUAUUUUUUGUUGCUUCAAUUAAGAAAAUUCUAGGUAUAACUGUUAGCAAAUAUGAUAAAUCUGACUUUUUGCUGAACUAGUUUUGUUACUCAAAAUUUUUUAGAUGGAUUCCAAUAAUGCUAUGAUAAAUCUUCGAAUUCUUUUUCCGGAAUAUUUUGGCAGUGACAUGACCAGCGAUUUGGAAGACGCAUCAGAAUGGGAGAUAGAUCGGAGUCAGUUGGCCAUAUUUGAUCAUGUCCUUGGCGGUGGAUAUUUUGGUUUGGUGAGAGAAGGUUUGCUAAUGAAGACAUCUUUUGAUGAAUCUGAGAGAGAAAUUCGUGUUGCUGUGAAAACUCUCAGAGCCAAUCGUGGCCAAAGCGACUGGUUUGAGUUGAUUCGAGAAUUUGAAAUUCUCCAAUACGUGAACACCAUUGGUCAUGAAAACGUCAUCAAACUCCAUGGUGCAUGUACACAAGAAGUGCCCAUCUUGUUGGUUAUGGGGUUUUGCUGUCGAGGAAAUUUAAAGGAAUUUUUGAAAGAAAGUAGAAUCAACCGUGAAGAACAUGAAAGUUAUGAGAACAUUUAUUCAAAGCUUACUGAAAAGCAGCUGAUUAACUUCGCUUCAAAGAUUGCGAAAGGAUUGAUGUUUUUGAACGAGCAAAAGAUUGUACAUCGAGACAUUGCCUGCCAUAACAUUCUCUUGACGGAACAACUUGCUCUAAAAAUUGCAGAUUUUGGACUCGCAAGAAAAAUUGAUGUUACACGUCAUUAUAUUGUUAACAAAAAUAAAAUGCUUCCUGUGAAAUGGAUGUCUUUAGAAUCUUUGCUUGAAGGGCGAUUUACAUCUGCGUCCGAUACGUGGUCGUAUGGGGUAUUGUUAUGGGAAAUUUGUACUCUUGGUAAAGAACCUUAUGAGGACACGUCGCCUUACAAUAUGUUUGAUUACCUGACUAAAGGAAAUAGAAUGACGCGUCCCUCACAUUGCAGCGAAGAAAUAUAUUUGUUGAUGAGUCAAUGCUGGCAACAAGAGGAAAAGAAAAGGCCGAGUUUCUCAGAUAUUCAUUUGUCAUUGGAGAAUAUGCUCGUCGAAAAAGAGAAACACUAUAUCAACGUUCGUCUCCAUAACGAAGUUGAUGAAAUAACGUCUUCAGCAAUCGAAAACCAUACGGAAGAAGACUCCUCGAGUUCUGGGAUCUCAUUAACAGCAUCAAUGGAUAAUGGAGCAAAUACAUAAACAUUAUUAAAGUGCAAUGACAACAAUGUAAGGGUGCAAAAAACUUCCGCUCGAUGUUUUCACAAACGCGACGAACACGAAUGACAUCUACUUUCCAUCUCAAUAAAACAGGAUCU
Messenger RNA from Xenia sp. Carnegie-2017, 3392 nucleotides. Its product is annotated as proto-oncogene tyrosine-protein kinase receptor Ret-like. The transcript has 19 exons. The record is from RefSeq and is a predicted model, not a curated record. Gene Ontology annotation, biological process: positive regulation of kinase activity; protein phosphorylation; multicellular organism development. Gene Ontology annotation, molecular function: transmembrane receptor protein tyrosine kinase activity; protein binding; ATP binding. NCBI's taxonomy places the organism in Eukaryota, Metazoa, Cnidaria, Anthozoa, Malacalcyonacea, Xeniidae. Bases 2167 to 3276 code for a protein of 369 amino acids. Gene Ontology annotation, cellular component: signaling receptor complex.